AUGGCUACGACAGAGGACGACUACCACCUCGGCGACUCACAGUGUAUACUUACUAUUCAGCCCAGGACGGGGGAAUCCAAUGCCUUUCAUUUAAAGGUAGAGGAGGACGUUCCUGCCGAGCUUGAGGCCUUCGUCCGACUAUCACACUUUGAACUUUUCGAAAAAGCUAGACAGUGGUUUGACGGCUGCCUCCGUGAUCAUUUGGCCGAGUUCCCCGUCGCACUUGAGUAUGCGGAUAUGCUCCUGCGGCAGGGUUCAUACCGGGAAGUCCUCGCUCUUCACAGUCCGAACACUGCCGGUCUUCCAGAAGGCAAUGACAUAGACAGGCUUUGGGGGUUGCUUGGACACCUUGCCAAUAUGCAUUUAGGAGGUGCGGCAUCCGAUGCAUUGAAUGACGCCAUAGCAUGCUUCAACUAUCUAAGUUACCGACGUCUAGGUCAGGAUGGACACCCAAACGCGCUGGAGAUACAUAUGCUUGAGUUGUACCUGGAGAUUGCUGUGGUUGCUUACAGGACCUCCAAGUGGCGCGAGGUGAACUAUCAAUAUACAAAUCCUCCUUGGUGGAAGGCUUACUCACCAGCAUGGAGUGGAUUUGGUGACUGGUAUGCCCGGCUGCGAGGCCGCGGCUAUUUCUGGGAAGCACAGAGGAUCUUGAGCAUCCUCCUUCCCGUCCUCCCACUCAAUAACGCCAUUGGUAUGUUUAUGACGCGCUACACGUUUGACUACGUGGUGGAGAACAUCGACAACGGAUCCUUUGAUGAAACUUUGGUGCUUUCUGACUUGAUCUCUGCCAAUAAUAUGUGCAGAUACGUUCUGGAGCACUGUGAUGUACUUAAGCCCAGUGAUGGACGACGGCUAGAAGCUCUAGUCAAGCUUGCUGAAGCUUACUUGCAAAAUUCUCGGUCUUUAGCAGCAAUCCUAUACUGCGUAAGCAAGGGAGACGAUGAGGAGGCAUCUCCACCUGUCUUACAGGUUAAAACGUUGGAAAAAAGGCUCGAGCAUCUCAAGCAAGCGCGCCUGUCCAGUGAGAUACGUUCGGCUGAAGUUCAAUCGACGGUGCCCUCUUUUGCCGAUCCAGGUACCACCACGCCUUCGACUUCUGGGCCCAGCUAUACCCAGGGGUUGAAAGACGCUGCUGCUCAAUCAGUCUGGGAAACCCUUGCUCCCGUUAAGCCAGCCCCGCCUGGAUUCAGCCUCUACAACCCCAGCCAUAUUCGGCUGGAUGUUUUCAGCCAUCCCCCUACGCGGUACACCUGUGCAUCAGAGAAACCGUUUCCAGCUGCCCCCAGUACUACUAGUACGGCUAUGGUGCAGGGUGGACAGGGAGCCGUUUUACCGCGCUGGGCGAAGGGUCAAACGAUCAAUUUUGCUGCGCUGUCGAAUGGGUACCCACGACAGGAACUCGCUGUCAUCGCUGCCAACGCCUUAAGAGAUGCUGCAGAGGACUGGAACCAGCUUGAGCUUGGCGUCAACUUCAAUUGGGUUGAGAAGCUUGAGGAUGCCUCAUUCGUUCUCUGCUAUGCAGGAGACAAUGGUGAGAUACUCGCCCAGGCCUUCUUCCCAAAUGAGGAGAAACUGAGUCGUGUCAAUAUUUACUCGGCUGCGUUGAAACAGGGAACAGUAGAGUAUCUGAAGGAUAUCUUUUUGCAUCAGCUCGGCCACGUGUUGGGAUUCCGACACGAUUUUGCGCCAGUGGUUGAUGAGAACAACGGGAGCAUCCAGCUCGGACCUCGAGAUCCGCGUUCGGUUAUGGGGUUUGAGUUCCCGCCUCGGAUUCGGGCUAGUGAUAGAGAAAGUGCGAUAGCCUUCUAUAAGCUUUCUGGAACCUCGCUUGGAUGGAAAGAUUCGAACGAAGCACAGUCGUCUAGCAGUGCGAGACCAAGAAUCAAAGAUUGUAUCGCGAGAUGA
Aspergillus calidoustus is the source of this 1908-nucleotide messenger RNA. NCBI's taxonomy places the organism in Eukaryota, Fungi, Ascomycota, Eurotiomycetes, Eurotiales, Aspergillaceae. The record is from the annotation of a GenBank genome assembly.